Laccaria bicolor S238N-H82 is the source of this 705-nucleotide messenger RNA. RefSeq lists its product as uncharacterized. The record is from RefSeq and is a predicted model, not a curated record. The transcript is spliced from 3 exons. Bases 65 to 541 code for a protein of 158 amino acids. Gene Ontology annotation, biological process: protein complex oligomerization; protein folding; response to heat. Lineage: Eukaryota; Fungi; Basidiomycota; Agaricomycetes; Agaricales; Hydnangiaceae.
AACAUUCACUUGAAAAAUUCGCUUCAAACACCUCUAAACCUUUCAUCUCAUUCACAUCAGUAUAAUGUCGGUCUUCUCCUAUGAGCCAUACUACGACUUUGACCGCCUUCUCGACGAUAUACUCACCCCGCGCACAGCGCGUCAUAACUUCGGCGGUGACCAGAGACAGGCUCUGCAAAGCCAUGCUACCCCCGAGGGGGCUGUCCGGGCUUUGAAGCCAAGAAUGGACCUGCACGAAGACAAAGAGAAAAACCUUGUAACAGCCACAUUCGAGUUCCCCGGCUCGAAAAAGGAGGACGUCCAUCUCGAGAUCCAUAAUGGCCGUCUAGUUGUGUCAGUUGAGAAUAAAAUAUUGGAAGAGCAUAAUGAGGGUGGCUAUGCGGUGCGCGAGCGGAGGUAUGGGAAGUUUUCGAGGACUUUGCAGUUGCCGCAGGGCAUCAAGGAUGAGGAGAUUAAAGCGGGGAUGGAGGAUGGUAUUUUGACUGUUACGUUUCCCAAGUCGGGCGCUGAGCUUGCUCCGAAGAAGGUCACUAUCUCGUAAAUAUGGAGCUCAAGUCCUGUUGGUUUUUUUCUUUGGGAGGGGUUCUCCGACCUGUAACAUCUGUUCCAUGACUCUUAUUUGUGUAAAUCUUGUACUGGUCAUUUCGAAUUCUUUGAUAUGUAGCACAAAGUCAAAUCGAUACUAAGUGUUCUACGUCAACACUA